ACGUUGACCAAGCCCGGAACGGAACCCGCGCUCUUCUCGUUCUGCUGCUCGUCCAACAAAAAUGGAGGUCCAAGUCGCAGAACCAACGACGCCGGCAUUGCUGCCCAUGGCACAGACGGCGCCCAUCGCCAUUGCCAACCAGUCGUCGGCACGAAGCUCGAUGGGCCGGUCGACCAGUGGCUCGUCCGUCGAUGCUCCAGAGGGAACUGCUUCGUCCUCGGACGUUGGCUCGCCUGUGGCCUCGGCAGCGACGGGAGCGACACCGUACAUGCGUCACAUUUCGUCGGAAGACACGAGCAGCGACACGGAUGAUCGGCGAGGAGACCGCACGCACUCCUCUGCUGCUAAUGCUGCUGCUUCUGCAUCCUCACCGCUAUCGACAAGCACACCAUUGCAGUCGCCCUCAUCAGCAUCGUCUGCUGCUCUGUCGUCGCCAGUUCCCGUUGUCACCUCAGACCCAGUCGACUUUAACGAAAAAAUUGUCAAGGAAGGGUACCUGAAAAAGUACACGACCAAAGUCCAGGGCUGGAAGCGUCGCUACUACACGCUGCGAGGCUCGACGCUCUUUGUCUCGCAGGCACAAUCCGAGGCCGUGUACGACCGCGUCGAGCUGAUUGCAAAUGUCAGCGUUGCCGAGUCGUCGAGCAAGAACAAGGGCCACUCGUUCAAAAUCAUCACAGAGACGCGCAAAAUCACCCUCCUGGCUGAAAGCCGCAAAGAAAUGGAGGAUUGGAUUCGAGCGCUCAAAGGCGCGCGCAUCACGGCCUAUUCGAUCGUUGGCGCGCAAGACCACAACUGGUACUUGGCCACCUACAAGCGUCUGACGUUUUGCAAUGUCUGCGGCGAUGCCAUUCACGGCGUCACCAAGCAAGGGCUGUCCUGCGAAGUGUGCAAAUUUUCCGUGCACUCCCGCUGCGCUGCCGCCGCUCCCGUGCAAUGUAAAUGGACGACCGCGUUCAGCAUGAAUUCUUCCGCCCCGUCGAGCGAUUCUUUGACAAUGCCCCAUCAAUGGAUUAUGGGCAAUCUCCCCGGAAGCUCGCGGUGCGCAGUGUGCGAGAAGGGCUGCGGCAGCUCCAAGCGAUUAGCCGACUACCGGUGCCUGUGGUGCCAGCAAACGGUGCACUCUGGCUGUCUUAGCACUGCAGUGGUCGAGUGCACCCUCGGUCGCCACCGCACCUCAAUGUUGCCGCCCAACGCGAUCACGCUGACCACGACCGCAGACGGCGAAAAGCAAUGGAAGGCCGUCAAGCCACCAGGCUCGUGCCCACUGGCAGUGUUUGUCAACACAAAGAGCGGCGGCAACCAGGGCGUUCGGGUGAUGCGGCGGUUCAAGCGCUUGCUCAACCCGGCCCAGAUUUUCGACCUGGGCAAAGGCGGUCCCAUUCCCGGCCUCAUGUUCUUCCGCCAGCUCGACACGUUCCGCGUUUUGAUUUGUGGUGGAGACGGCAGCAUCGGUUGGGUGCUUGCCGAAAUGGACAAGCUCAACAUUCGCGUGCAGGUGGGCGUUUUGCCCAUCGGCACUGGCAACGACCUGGCGCGUGUUCUGGGCUGGGGAGCCAGUCUCGAUGACGACUCUGAUCUUGCCAACCUCAUCGACGAGUACGAGCGCUCGCACGUGACCAUGCUGGAUCGCUGGAGCAUUCAGGUCAAAAAGAAGCGCACUCGCAAGUCGCUGACCCGCAAGCGCUCGUCCAAGAAGAAGCGCCCCGACGCUCGGGAAGUGCUGGAGCUCGGCGGCGCAAGCGGCGCUGUUGGUAGCCACAGCGAGCGUGAACGCUCGGAUUCUCCCGAUUCGUCCUCGGGUCCGUUUGCGUCCUCUUCAGCAGAGGCACUCGCAGCGUCCGACAACGAGGCUCGCGCGGCCGAUCUCGAGUACCAGGUCGCGCAAGCUGCAGCUGGCUCGGCGGCCGUUUCGAUCGAGCACGUUGCGACUGUCGUCAAGGACGCGUCUGAAAUCCGCGUCGUUGGCAGCGGAACCAGCGGGCUGGAAGAAAGCGACACGGAUGGACUCUCCGACGGAGCUCAGCCCGCAACUCCCCCGACAGUGGAUGACGACUUGAGCCGUCUGCAAAAGACCAUUGCCGUGGCUCUGUCCAACCUGCUCAUCCCCGGCGAUGAAAGCAGCGUGGUGAGCGCGACCGACGAGCUUCGUCGCGCCAUCAACGUCCUUCUUGGUCGCGCAUUGAGUCUGGGCACCCGCACGAGUGACGACGAUGACGACGAUGAAAACGCGUCUGGCGAGCGUCUGCCUGCCGGCAGCGACAGCGAGGACGAGGACGAUGAUGAGCUUCCGCUCAUGUGCACUCAACUCAACGACAUGGUGACCGAGCUGCUGUCCAAGGUCAACAGCAACGGCGAGAGCGUGGCAUUGUCGUCCGCUUCUUCCCAGCCCUCGCAAGCCAGCAGCUCUGCAUCAGCAGCAGCAUCAGCAUCAUCAGCAUCAUCAUCAUCAUCAACAGCAACAGCGGGGUCUUCCUCGGCCGCCGAUGACGUGCAGCGACCGUCCAGCCCGGUGGACAGCUCCAACGCCGCGCUGCUAUCUGCGCGCUCCAUCAAAAAGCUGGUGGAGGAAAUCACCUUGCGAAUCCGCCAAACUGAAACGGCGCAAUCUGCGCUGCGUCAGGCCUUGCGCAAGGGGGCUCGUCGCGGUACCAUUCAGCGCAUCAAGGCUGCAUUCAAGCCCAAGACAAUCCAGCGGUCGCGCUCGCAGCGCGAUCUGCAGGAGGUUGCAGUGAUGAACAAUUACUUUGGCAUUGGUCUUGACGCCAAGAUUGGUCUGGCCUUCCACAACAAGCGCGAAGAGCAUCCCGAAAAGUUCCGCAGCCGCAUCAAGAACAUGAUGUGGUAUGGCGUUCUCAGUGGCAUGGAGUUUGUGCACCAAUCAUGUCGUGAUUUGCACACCAAGCUGGAACUCGAAUGCGACGGCAAAGUCAUCACUCUGCCAAAGCUCCAGGGUAUUGUGGUGCUCAACAUUCCGAGCUACAUGGGCGGAACCAACUUUUGGGGCAUCAAGAUGGAAGACGCCUUCAGCCCCCCGGCUUGCGACGAUCGCAUCCUGGAGGUUGUGGCCGUGUUUGGCAUGACGCAAAUGGCAGCGUCCAAAGUGUUCCCAGUCAUCCGUCCGUAUCGCAUUGCGCAGUGCCGCAGCAUUAAGAUUUCUUUCAAGUCGGACGAGCCCAUUCCCAUUCAAGUGGACGGCGAAGCGUGGCUGCAAGCGCCGGGCGUGAUCAAAAUCACGCACAAGACGCGCACCCAAAUGCUUUCCCGAGACAAGGCCUUCUUGAACAUGUUGCGCUCGUGGGAGGAAAAGCAAGCUGUCAAGACGCAGCUGCGUCGGCAAAAGCAUUCCAACCCCGACAUUUCCGCGGCCAUCAUGACGGCAGACGAGCGAUCCUUGCUCAUGCCCCUGGCGCACGCCACGCUAGCCCUCAUCGCACAGCUGCGCGCUGCCUCCGGAGAAGCUGCUGCAAUUGAGCAAACAGUGCUGCCGCUCGCCAUUGCCGUCGAGGCUGCGUACGAACGGCUUACGGGAAGCGGUGCUGCUGCUGCUGCCUCUUCCAGUUCCAUUGGCAGUGCGAGCGCGACCGUCGGCACGUCAUCGCCGCUGCCACAGCCCCCGGCUGCUGUUGCUGCUCUCUCAGCGCCGACGCUUUCAUCUUCUGUGGCCACUGUGAUGGGCAAGAGCCCCACUUUGACAAGAACGACUGCUGCCGCCGCUGCCGCUGCCGCCUCGACCGCCGCGUCCGCAUCCCCUGUCACUGCUUCGUCCAGCCCCGUCAUGACAUCACCGCUUGGCUUGCAACCCCAACAGCAGGCCUUCCUUCGGCGGUACAUGAUGGACUUUACCAAGCAUGCCAAAACGCUGCUGCAGGAAGUGCGCUGGAUGUUUGACAUGGGCGCAGGCGCCACCAUCCAAGAAGCAUCACGCGAUGCGCUCUUGGCUGCGCUGAAGACCACGGAGGUCGAGAUGAAGCGUGUGAUGGACAUGCAGAGUGUGGCAUCGCCCUUGACAUCUCCCGACUCUGCAUCAGCUGCCGAUGUGUCUCCCAGUGGCUCGUUGCUCGCCCUCAAUCUCAGCUCGAGCAGCCCCGCCGCCUCUGGCAGCACGCCUCGCUCCCCGCUCCAGCGCUCAAACAGCGAUGAAGCCUCUGUGCUCAAUGCCCGCGCUCACAUUCUCGGCGAGCCUAUUGUUGAUUCAUCGUCCGGUCAGGUUGGCAACACUAGUCCGAAGACCAAGCGAUCGUCCUUCGCCGGCAUUAGAAAGCGCAAAGUUUCCAAGUCCCUCGAUACCGGAGAGUCAUUGACACCUGCUCUUGCGACGAGUGCAACCAGCACUGAAUCUGGCAGUGUUCCCGCAGGCGGUGCUCCCGCGCCCGUCGUCGUUGUGUCCCCGAGCAUGCCGGAAGCUGAGCGACAAGAGAACGCGGCUGCUGUGGCUGCUGCCCCACCGACUAGCACAUUGCCCGCGUCUGCACUGCUGAGCGCCAGCGCGUCGGACGUCAGCUCAUCGUCAGCAGCGGCAGCUGGUUCCGUCCCGGUGAAAUCCUCGGGAUCGCUUCCCGGGUCGCCCUCGUCGCCGCGUGCCCUUGGGUUUGCCGUGCUUCAGUCUCGCACCGAAAGCGAAAUUCGCAUGCACCGAGCGCUCACAACAGACCAGCAAGACCCACGCGCCUGGUCGACCGAGACCAUUGGUUCCUGGCUCCACGCGCUAGAGCUCGACGAGUACAUUCCCGCCUUCGCUGGCAACGCCAUCACUGGCGUGGAACUCUUGCUCCUCAACCGCGAAGAUCUUGCUGAAUUGGGCGUUGAGAAGCUUGGGCACAUUAAGCGUCUUCUCAAAGGCAUCCAAGAUCUUGCUCUCGUCUCUGCCAUGCAGACAGUGGUUUGAUCGCUUUCAGUCGUGAGGCUUCUGGGGCUUUCUUUUUCUGCGAUGCAUUCGAUUCUCAAUCCCCUCUUGAUUUGAUAAUAUUCGUUUCCCUUGUUGUUUGGUUUUUGUUGGUUUUAAUAGUUUUUGAUUGUUGUGGUUUGUUCAUUCGCGCUGCUGCUGUCGUCAAUCUACAAAACACGUUUUGCUCCAA
This is a messenger RNA of Capsaspora owczarzaki ATCC 30864, 5078 nucleotides long. Its product is annotated as diacylglycerol kinase kappa. The coding region runs from base 62 to 4888 and encodes 1608 amino acids. The record is from RefSeq and is a predicted model, not a curated record. Gene Ontology annotation, molecular function: ATP-dependent diacylglycerol kinase activity; protein binding. Lineage: Eukaryota; Filasterea; Ministeriida; Capsasporidae. The transcript is spliced from 3 exons. Gene Ontology annotation, biological process: intracellular signal transduction; lipid phosphorylation; diacylglycerol metabolic process.